Molecule: messenger RNA, 2579 nt
Organism: Folsomia candida
Lineage: Eukaryota; Metazoa; Arthropoda; Collembola; Entomobryomorpha; Isotomidae
Exons: 5
Coding region: 1093-2190 (365 amino acids)
Source: RefSeq, a predicted model, not a curated record
CUCAGUCUUUAAGUGGAGCCAGGUGUGCAGUGCACAACACAAAAGUCAAAGCCCCCUUUCUUUUUUGUUUGGUUUAUUUCUGCGAAUUUGGUUUCCUUGUAGUUUUACAAUAAAAGCUGGAUAACGUAUGUAGCAGCAGCUUGUGGCUUGUGUGUACCUUCUGUGAUGAGGUGUAAGUCAGUUGGUUGGUGGGUGUGUUGGUUGGUUGUAGUCAUAAUUCUAUGUAUGUGCAUAGGAGAGAAAGAAUGAAAGAAAGACCUCUUACACUUUCUUUUCUUUCUAAUUUAGGUCAUAGCAUGAAUCACACAAUAAUACCGCAGUCACCCACCUGGGCCAUUUUCUUCUUAUCCCACAUACUUGGUCUAGCUGAAUGUUCCUGUCUUCGCUUUUUGGUACGAGAGUAGAGUCAUUCAGUGGUCGAAAGAGACCAGUUUACUGCUUGGUGAUGGCCAAAUUAAGGCUUUCAUACUUACUCCUAAUCUAUGCCGAGAUUUAAUAAAGCGUACGUUUUGAAUUCUAUGCUGUCUUCUAGCCAAAAUUUAUAAAAGUGUUGCCUUGAAAAGAGCAUGGAAUUCAAAGAACUGUGUCUUAUCUUCCAAGUGAUUCAGUGAUAUUAUUAAGUAUUUGGACAUUAAAGAAUUUAAUCAAGAAAUUUUGUAUGACUUGUAUUUGACAUUCUCAUAGUAUUUGAUUAGUCUCAUAUAUUUAACCUUGAAUUUACGAAACUUUGUCAGCCUGGGCAAUAUAUAUGUAAGCCGUGUACAGUUUCUAAUUCCGACAAAUAAAUAGCAGGUAGAGUCAAGUAAUACGUAUUUAUGGUGUUUAGUUUCACCCUUACCACAGAAUACCCUUGUGCAAAAUUGGACCGCUUAAGUAAUCUCGGUUUGCAAUAGAAGUUCCAACCAACACUACUUUCCCCUGCAUAAUAUUUGAAGGAAAGCAGUGCUGCAAGCAAUACUCUGCUGUUGACAACUAAAUGUAAGCAAUAUCAUCCACCCACCCACCCUCGCCCUUGGAAUGAAUAGUAGGACACCCAUCCUCAUCAAGACCAAUUCCUUUAAGUGAAAGCAGAACACUGAAAACGAGACUGGAAUGGAAAUUGUUGCAAAAAUUCGCAACAUGCAGACCUUCAAGCGGACAAGAAUUCGACCUCAGGAGCAAAACUGUCCACCGUCGCCUAUUACAACCAAUACCAAUGACGCCUGUUCUCAUGCAAACUGUUCCUCCUACAAUAUGGGAUUCCCUUUAAGAAUUUGUGUCAGAGUUUGCUCCAUUAUUGGAAUGGCAUCGUCGCUCCUCUAUGUCAUCUCUGGAACGAGUCUGAUCACUCACAUAUCGCAAACAGAGACGAUUGGAUUUUCCACUUUCUCCGCUCCUCAACCUUCCAUUGCAACGACGCGACACAUUUAUUACAAACGGAAUGUUGGAUUCUUUAUCGGUAUCGCUGUGGUCCUGGUGAUUCUCAAUGUCAUCCAGUUCCUGUCGGACUUUCUCCUCCUCGUGUCAACGUUUAGGACCAAGAAAUAUAAUUCGCUCUGGGUCUACAUGGUGCUGGACAUCACGUUAUGGAUCAUGACGUUGAUUUGUUUCAUAACCAUUUUUUCCGGCGGGGGUUUAUUCCUCCUGCUCGUAUUUCUUCUCGGAACCGCAGUUCGUGCCUAUAUCACGUUCAUUUUACACGAGUACAUGAUAGAAGAGAGCAAACUGCAGGAUGAAAGUCGCCACGAUAUCGAGAAAUGUACACCGACUUUCACCUCGCCAAAUGGCAACCAGCUCCACCACCAACAACCUUCCCCAAUACCUGAAGAGUCAACUGCUGUAGAACCUUUCUCCGAAAUUGAGGGUGAUGAAUAUGUAAAGGAAGAAGAAGAAAGCCAUUUGGGGUCUGACGUUGAGACAGAAAGACAAGGAAUUGAAUUGGAAGGAGGAGGAGGUGAAUACUCAAAUAACUUGAAUAUUUCUGACACCUCGGAACACGGGAAGGAAAGUCUGUCUGAUGAAAUCCCGACGGACAUGGUCUUAGGAAAAAGAAAAGAAGAAGAAUAUUCUAUGCGAGAUGAUGCAUCUUCCAGAGCAAAAUCCAAUACAGAGGAAGAAGAAGAAGAUUCCUACAAAAAGCGUGGCGAUGAAAUUGAUGUCGCCGUGAGGACUUUCCCUCUUGAUACCGUGCGUGUUAAUGGAGGAGGAUAAUCAGUCCUGACAAUCCUACCUUUUGUUGUUGACAGUUUUCCACUCUGGUCGAAUUAAUCCGUCCUUACGCAGAGAAUGAGUGUGUACCUUGUGAUCUUGGAAAAGGAUGUUGUUGAUAUUUUGGGAUGUUUUUUUUUUGUUUUUGUUUCAGGAAGAAAGUCACAUGUAUGAGUUCAAGUUUGUCAGAUUGCGUUAAUGUUAUUGCUGGAUUAUGUCGGGUUGAGUACCACAUGGGAUUUUAUUUGCAAUCCUCUAUACCACAUGUAAAGAGACUGAUUCGUUACAAAAUAAAGGGUAUGCGGAUGAAAUACGAAAUACUUGGAGUAGAAAUCUACGUGCAAUAAAUGUAGUAUUCAAGUGCGCAUUUGUACGUAUCACUUUUAUUUCAU